Jatropha curcas is the source of this 1101-nucleotide messenger RNA. RefSeq lists its product as uncharacterized. Lineage: Eukaryota; Viridiplantae; Streptophyta; Magnoliopsida; Malpighiales; Euphorbiaceae. The record is from RefSeq and is a predicted model, not a curated record.
AUACAACUAAAAGGUUUCAAAAACAUUAGUAGCAUUCUCCACUUGUUAAAACCAAGAAAAAAAUAAAAACAGAAACUUUCUCUGUUUCCCCUGCCUUGCUCUGUUUCUCACUUGUCCCUCUGUUUUCGUUCUCUCUGUUUCUAUAUGCUCUCAGGCAGCAAAGUAUCUGCAACAGUCAUGGUAGUCUCUAACUUUUCUCAAUACAGAGAAAUGGCAGCUACCAAGGCUUUUCUUGUUUUUGAAUCCUCUUUUGACAACAUCAAACUCAAGAAAGCAAACGCACUUAAGAAGCAUCGACAGCUCCAAAAGAUAGCCAACUUCUUUAGGUUCAUAGAAGUAUGUAUUGUGCUUGCUUUGAUUUCAAGGUUUUCGAUUCGACUCCCAGUUGCUGUCAAGAACUCUAGUGAAUACUUCAAGGACUUAACUGUCAUCCUUGUAAGCCCUCGCUUCGUGUUUGUCCUUGGAAAUGUCAUAGUCAUCACUCUUUUUGCAAAAUCAGGCCAGUUUUCAAGUCAAGAUUCUACUGGUAAGAAUUCAAGAACUGAUAUUUACGAAGAAUUUCUUCAAAAAAGUGAGAGAAGUCAUGGGAUGCACCUAUAUGAACCUCAAAACAAAGCAAAACAGAGCAUAAACAGAGGAAAACAGGGCGCUUGUGUUCAGCACACAGUAACUGGUGAAGAAACUCGUGCUGCUUUGGAAAUCAAGAAUUAUCAGAGAAGCCAAUCGGAGAAAUUAUUAAUAAAAGCUAAUCCAAAUAAGUCUUGCAGGGAAUUGAGGCGGUCCGCAACAGAGAAAUUCAAGGAAAAUGUUGAGUCUAGCGAGGGAUGGGUAAAAAUUUCAUAUCCUGAAGAUAGUAUGAGCAAUGAAGAAUUUAGAUGCACAGUGGAGGCUUUUAUUGCUAGGCAAAAGAGGUUUAGAAGAGAUGAGGAAACUUAUGUUUUAGAGUAAUUUGUUUCAUAAAUAUAAGCAAAUUCAAGUCUUUCUUCCUUUUCUUUUCUUUUUUUUUUUUUUACACUUCUAUAGUGUUAAUAGCCAUAUGAAGUACAUGUUUGUACAUUGCUAAAUCAUAAAUGCAAUGUAAAUUUUCCUUUUUGAAGUUCA